CACCCCUCCCCAACUCCGGCCUCAGCCUCGAGCCCAGGGCCGAUCCGGAAACAGCCGAGCGGAUCCGGAAACAGCCGAGAGGACCCGGAAGCGGUGAGCGCCGUCACCACGGAGUGCGGGAACCCGCCGUUUGAGCGGAGGCGAUGGCGGCACCUGCGAUGGCGGCACCUGCGCCGGCGGCCGUGGGCGAGGAUGGCCGGCGGCGGCAGCCGGAGGCCGCGCUGGACCCCCAGACCCCGAAAGGGGCAAAAGUUGAGGCCGAGUCAGGGGAGCUCGACCGGCUUCGGGCUGAGCUGGCAGGCGCCCUGGCAGAAAUGGAAACCAUGAAGGCUGUGGCCGAGGUGAGCGAGAGCACGAAGGCCGAGGCUGUGGCUGCAGUGCAGCGGCAAUGCCAAGAGGAGGUGGCCUCGCUUCAGGCCAUCCUGAAAGACUCCAUCAGCAGCUAUGAAGCCCAGAUCACGUCUCUGAAGCAGGAGCGGCAGCAGCAGCAGCAGGACUGUGAGGAGAAGGAGCGGGAGCUGGGGCGCCUGAAGCAGCUGCUGUCCAGGGCUCCCCCCCUGGACUCCUUGGAGAAGCAGAUGGAAAAGGCCCACGAGGACUCGGAGAAGCUGCGGGAGAUUGUGUUGCCUAUGGAGCAGGAGAUUGAGGAGCUGAAGGCGAAAUUGCUGAGGGCAGAGGAGCUGAUCCAAGAGAUCCAGAGACGUCCCCGGCAUCCCCCUUCGCUGCACGGCUCCACGGAGUUGCUCCUGUCCCGGGACCCAUCUCCCCCACUGGAGCCUCUCGAGGAGCUGAGUGGAGACGGGGGUGCGGCGGCCGAGGCCUUCGCCCACAACUGUGACGACAGCGCCUCCAUCUCCUCCUUCUCCCUCGGCGGUGGGGCCAGCGGCAGUGCCUCCCUGCCCCGCAGCCGCCAUGGCCUGAGCCCCGAGCAGGAGGAGACAGCCUCUCUGGUGUCCACGGGCACCCUGGUCCCUGAGGGCAUCUACCUGCCCCCUCCUGGUUACCAGCUCGUCCCAGACAACCAGUGGGAGCAGCUGCAGGUGGAGGGGCGGCAGCUGCAGAAGGACCUGGAGAGCAUCAGCCGGGAGCGGGACGAGCUGCAAGAGGGCCUGAGACGGAGUAACGAGGACUGCGCCAAGCAGAUGCAGGUGCUCCUGGCCCAGGUCCAGAACUCCGAGCAGCUGCUGCGGACCCUGCAGGGGACAGUGAGCCAGGCCCAGGAGCGGGUUCAGCUGCAGAUGGCAGAGCUGGCCACCUCACACAAGUGCCUGAGCCACGAGGUAAAGCGACUGACUGAGGAAAACCAAGGGCUCCGGGCUGAGCAGCCGCCGUCUUCAGCGCCCCGGGGCCUGGAGCAGGAUGAGGGCCAGGAGGAGUCGCUGCCCAGCUCGCUGCUGGAGCUGCGGCAGCUGGUGCGCCGCACGCAGCAGGAGGCGCGGGCCCGCCAGCAGGCCCAGGAGCACGAGGCCGAGCGGCUGCGGAUUGAGAUCGUGACCCUGCGGGAGGCGCUGGAGGAAGAGACAGUGGCGAGGGCCAGCCUGGAGGGGCAGCUGAGGGUGCAGCGGGAGGAGACAGAGGUGUUAGAGGCCUCCCUGUGCAGCCUGAGGAUGGAGAUGGAGCGGGUCCAGCAGGAGCAGAGCAAGGUCAGACAGCAGGAAGUCCUGAGGCAGCCACCGGGCUCGGGCCGCACAGAAGAGCUCUAUGUCCUAUGCCCCCAGGCCCAGCUCACAGACCUCCUCUCGGAACAGAGGGCAAAGAUGCUGCGGCUGCAGGCUGAGCUGGAGACCAGUGAGCAAGUGCAGAGGGAUUUCGUACGACUGUCCCAGGCCUUGCAGGUGCGCCUGGAACGGAUCCGCCAGGCAGAGAGUCUGGAGCAAGUGCGCAGCAUCAUGGACGAGGCGCCCCUCAGGGACGUCAGGGACAUCAAGGACACCUGAGGGGCCAGCACCGCCCACCCUGGGGGGAGACCGUCUUUCUACACUCCUGAACCGUGAGGCCGAGGCUUUGGGGGUCUCAGGAUGGAGUCUUCGCCCUCUCCAAGCCUGGGGUUGAGGUGACGGGGCCACUGCUGCCCUGUCCCUCCAGCACCUCCUCCCAGGGACAGCUGGGCCUUCUGCUUCCAAAGAUGACCCCUGGGUGAGGGUCCCAACCCCCUCUGGAAACCAGAGGGGCAGGCUCAGCCCUGUGGCUUUCUGGCUGCCAUGCUGCCUCCUGGGCUCCAAGCCUCCCGCCCCCGCCCCCACCCAGCCUAACAGCCACGCCUGUUACCUCCGUCCCCUUCCCCAGGCACAGCCGAGCUGUGAGUGGUGGCUGGGAGCCCUGGGUCGUGUCCCCGGGUCCCUCCACACACGCGCCCUGGGACAGGUGGCUGCUUCCUGGACUGCAUGACACUAAGAUGCUUGUCCCCAGGGGCUCGAACCAGGCCCCAAGGUGUGCACGGAGACAAGGCCAGAUUUUUCUGUCAUUUAUUUUCAAUAAAUAAGCAGCUCAGCUCAA
Molecule: messenger RNA, 2496 nt
Organism: Kogia breviceps (pygmy sperm whale)
Lineage: Eukaryota; Metazoa; Chordata; Mammalia; Artiodactyla; Physeteridae
Source: RefSeq, a predicted model, not a curated record